Molecule: messenger RNA, 1737 nt
Organism: Trypanosoma theileri
Lineage: Eukaryota; Euglenozoa; Kinetoplastea; Trypanosomatida; Trypanosomatidae
Exons: 1
Coding region: 1-1737 (578 amino acids)
Biological process (GO): intraciliary transport; cilium assembly; regulation of microtubule cytoskeleton organization
Cellular component (GO): intraciliary transport particle B; axoneme; ciliary basal body
Molecular function (GO): microtubule binding
Source: RefSeq, a predicted model, not a curated record
AUGACUGAACCAUUUGUAGAGAAGACGCAAAAGGAACUGGGUGCUAUUAUCACUGUGCCCAAAUUGACUGAUAAGCUUCUAUCGCGACCGCCAUUUCGCUUUCUCCAUGAUAUUGUGAUAAGUUUUAUAAAGACAACAUCAUUUCCAGAGGGACUUUUCCCUGAGGAAAUGCUUGACAGCGCCAACGUUGCCGAUAAGGAAAAGAAAAUAGCGUUCCUCUCGCUUCUUAUUUCUGCUGUUGAGGCUGCAACAGGACAAAAGGUCUCGGCGCAGCCGUCGAAGAUUGUAGCUGGUCAAGAGACCGAUAAAACAAAUGAGUUGCUACAACUCCUCGCUUCUUGCGCUGCACUUUCGGCAGAUAAAAAGGCUGCUGCUGUUAAGAUGGUGAAGGGAGGUUCUCCUGCUCCUUCUGCUACUGCUCCUGCUCCUACUGCUACUGCUCCUGCUCCUGCUCCCACUAAAGAACGUGGUAGCAAUAACGCUGAGCCUUCCGCGACAACCGCGACGGAACAGAAAUCAGAGGGAAGCAAAGAUGACAAGGAUCGUAAGGAGGAAGAGAGACGAAAACGAAAAGAGGAGGAGAAACGUGAAGCAGAAGAAAAAAAGAAGCGCAAGAAAGAAGCGGAGGCAGCAGCAGCAGCAGCAGAGAAGCAGCAACAACAACAACAAGAGGGUGAGAAGCUUGCCGCUAAUCAGCGUGACAGUGGAGAGAAAAGCAAGUCAAAGAGUGAUGAAACAUCUUCUUUACGAGCAGAUGAUGCGAGGAAGGAUGAUGAUGAGAGUAGGAAGAAACGAAAGGAGGCAGAGGAUAAGAGUCCAAAGGCGGAUACCGAGGAACGCCGCAAACGGCAUGAAGAGAAGCGAAGACGUGAAAAGGAGUUAGCCGCCUCGACAGGAGGUUCAACAGGGAAAGAGGAAGCUGUACCACUUGAUGAGAGCAGCGGUCUACUCUCACGAGCUGCGCGUACAGAGCCGCGUCAAUCUGCUUCGGCAGGAAAAGCCCCACCCCGCACGAAGCCGACACACGAGGUGGUUGAGGGUGGAGCGGCGAGUCCCACUGUAGUGGCUGGAGUAAUUCGUGAGAGCAAGCGCCCUGUUGGCAAGUCGCCUGCAUCUCCGUCGGGAAUCGAUGAGAAUAACGCGGAUGACUGGAUGCGUGUGGCGGAGCAGCAGGAGGCGAAGCCGGUGAGCUCCACGGCUGGCGGAGACGCGGCGGCGAUGGAGGGCGAGGCGAGGGGUUAUUUGGGGCAGCAGGCGCUGAAGGCGAAGCGGGAACAGGAGGAGGCCGCUCGCCAGGCGAAGGAGGCGAGUGCGCGGACCCCCGGCGCGGCUGGCGGGACGGGGAUUGUGAUUCAGAGCACGCGGGGAGGUCGCAGCGGGGCGGUGAUGGCAGAGGGCGAACUCAGCAAACUGCGGGAGCAGCUCCAGCUCUUGACAAAGGCAUCCAACCCACUCGGUAAACUACUUGAAGCUAUCUAUGAUGAUAUCGACACCAUGGCAAGGGAACUCGAGAUGUGGCGCUCCGAAGCGCGAAGUCAGGCACUAGCAGCAGCUGACGCCAGACGACAGACAACAGAGAGUCUGCAGGAAGUACAUGCACAGCUGCAAAACUUAGAGGAUGCCAUAAACGAUCAGAUUCUAAAGACACAUAAUAUACGUCGCAAUGUAAUCAACAAUGAUAACGCUAUCGCUGGAAUGGUCCGUAUGAUUGUAAAUCCUGAUAUGGGGAAGCGUUGA